UUGUUGGCGAAAUACACAGGGAAAGGAGGAAGAAAAUAGCGGAUACGUUGCGACAUCUGGACGAUCUGUAUCGCAGUAUCUGAUUGGCCAUCUUUAAUUUACAAUCGUGUUUUCUUUUCCUUAGCUGUAAGGAUUGUCGCUAAUGGCUGGAAAUCGACAUUUUUUUCAAAUGCUAUUGGAAGUGUGCUAAAAUGUGAGAUUUUGCAGAAAUUGACAAGUAGAAUUAAAUUAGAAAAUGGCAGGUUUUGAACCUCCUCCUUCCUAUUGUGAAGCGACCAGACAACAUGCCUCUUUGGGAGGAAAUCUUACUUUUGUCGAUUUUAUACCUCAACCCACCGAAUCGGGCAUUUUCAACGUGAAAUUCGAACCUUUUGGUGUCCUCAUUGAACAAGCAAAUGCAUGGCUAUCAUCAAAUCCAUCAUUAGAAGUUAAAACAUGUGAAAGCAUAGAAUUUAAAUGUCAAGGCCGGACUCCAAUGGUUGAAAAAAUGACAUAUUUAGAAUUCAACGAAUAUGGAACACGUUAUAUAAGAGGAUUAAGGUUAUGGGUUGUACCAAGAAGUGAUGCAAGGCAUCCUCCUCAAAAAAUUGGUUAUCUGAAUUUAGUGCCACAGCCUAAAGAACCAUCAUCAUUAUUUGGUGCUGGACAGUUUAAAACUUUAAGUGAUAUUCUAGAAAAAUUUAACAAAUCUGCUGCAACUAAUCCUCCUGGAAGAAUACUUUCUAUUGAAUCACAGGAAAUGAAAUUACCUAGCUGGUCUAAUUUUGAUCCAGAUCGCUCAUCAUGGACAGAACACGGUAGAGGUCAAACACAUUUUGUAUUUGUUGUUAGAAUAUUUUUUGAAUAUGGUCCCCCAGCUGCGGAAGAAAUUGGAAUUGCAGAUUUUGUUCCAGUGAUGCUUGCUGAUGGCGGACUUUUUUCAAUUCCUCAGUUUGAACCUUUUUCUAAUGUUAUAGCACGAGCUUCCCAAUGGUGUGAACAACAACAAUUUCUUAGAUUUUGUAAUGCUCAAUCAUUAGAAAUUAAAAUGAAAGGUGGUUCAGUUGUUGACACACAAAGAAUGAGCUAUACAGAACAUGGUGGCAAAUCAACUUAUUAUGUUAGAGUUUUACGUGUGACGUAUACAAAACCUGCCGAGUCUUUAAUUAUGGAAGCCUCGAUUAGAACACCGGUUCUUCAUUUAUCAUGUAAAACUUUUAUACCAUAUCAACUGAAUACAAGCAUGUUUAUCCCAGAAUUUGAAAGCCUUACUCAAACAAAAGAAAGAAUGAAAAUAUGGGUUCAACUUACAGGAGCAAGAAUGUUAAGUGCAGAAACUGUUGCAAUGAGAUUGUUAACUGGUGGAGAAGCUACAUCUGGUAUUGAAGCGAGUUUCACUUAUAAUCCCGCUAAUAUGAACGAAUAUUGGAUUUAUAUUAUUAGAUUAUAUUUAGACGGAUAUUACAAAGAACCUGAGCCGCAUUUGCUACCACCGCCACCUCCAGUGGUAAACAAAACUUGUGCCAUUUUAUAAGUUGUGAUAUAAACAGAGCAGUAACUUGUCAAAUUCUGCACAUGCCCUAUCUAAUGUGAAUCUCAAGAUUUAAGUUUUUUGUAAAAGAAAUUAGUAUUUAUAUUUUUAUAUUUGCAAAUAUCCUUUUACAUAUGAAAUAUUUCUUAAAUUGCCUUCAAAAUAAUAUAUAUGCAAUCAAAUAAAAUAAUUAAGAAAUUCUUUUAUAUAUUUUGACAGUCAUAUGCUGUUAUUUUUUUAUUAUGUAUUGACAAAAUUUAAAUUUAGUUGAAAUUAAAAAUCAACUAAAUUGUUGCACAAUAUAGAAGGUAGCUUGAAUGUUAAUUUAUAUUUUGAACAGUGUUUAGUGUAUAUUGAAGAUUUUUAUGAAGUAUUUAAUGUUAAGAUGAAACAAGCUUGUCAGAAAAUUGAUAAUAUGAAAAAGUGCAUGCUGUUGUCAAUAAUAUAACAUAAUCAUUACUUAUAUCAUCAAUAAUUACUAAUCAUUUAAAAGUUUAAAUUGUAUUUUCUGUUCAUAUGUUGUUUUAAUACAGUAUAUCAAUGCAUUAUUUUAAAAUUUUUAUUGAAUAAUUAUACACCAUAAACAUUUUUUAACUAGUAAAAUGAAGUCAUACAAUAAUAAAAAUCCAUUCUUAUUUCACUGCCUGCACAACUAUGCUCAAAAUACAUCUUAAAGUUUGCAAUCGUAACUUCCGUAGAAGGUGCAUAACUGAAUGUAUUGAAUAUUUUAAAUAUGAUUUCCUUAAUCUGAUCAUCUUCUGAAAAAGAAAAUUAUUAGAUCUAUAGAAAAAAAAGCUUGAUAUUGCUUAUAACAAUGGAAAUUUUUGAAUACAUUUAGGGUAGUAUAUUUAAUCUGUUGAAUAAUGUGAAUUUUAUUUUCUGUAAUUUUACAUUAAUAAUAAACAGUCUAGAAUAGACUUUAGCUAAAUCAUUUAUUUUAGCUUUUCAGAACUAAUAAUAAUGAAUUCAUUGAUAAAAAAAGAACAAAUAUAGAUGAAAAAAUGUUCUAAAGCAGAAAUAAUCUAAUAUGCAUAUAUAUUUUUAAUCCUAAUAAAGUUUCAAUUGGAAAAAAUACUUAAACUUUAAAAUUGUUCAUUGAAGUUUGAAAAACUGAACAUUUACCAUCUGCUUUCACAUAAUUACAAAAAAUAAUACACAUACUGUACAUUAUGAUAAAGAAGCAGCAAAUGAACUUAAUCUAUAUAAAUGAAUAUUGUGAAAUGUUAAACUCUCUUGUCUUUGUAUAUCAGAAAAAUCAAACUUAUCCACUAAUAUGUCAACCUAAUACCCAAUAUUUGUGAAAUUUCUCGCUUGUUAUAUACUGUUAAGUUUAAACUAUGCAAUGCUUGAUGAUUGAGCACCUGUUAUAACUUUCUAUAUUUAAUAUUUUAAGUAUUGUAGUAUUUUUCUGUAUGAUUAUUAAUUAUACUUAACUUCAUUUUCUUAUAAAAUGUAAAAAGUCAUAUUGUGUAUAUGAUUCAUUAAUUAAUUAUUACAUUAAAUCAAUUUGUAUAUUUCAUUCUUUGUAUAUUUAUCAUAGAAGGUUCUACUAUUUAAAUAAAGAGAUCCAUUGUUAUUCAUUGCACCAAACAGGUUUUUGAAAGAAAAGUCUUGUUUUUAUGAUACAGUAAAGAAAAAACUUUAACGAGUUUUGUGUAUAUGCUUUACAAAUGUAUUAAGCAGGGAUGGCUGGAUAGCCUAGUGGUUAAGGUGGAGUCUAUCACUCUGAGGACUUUGGAUUAAAUCUAGAUGGGUGCACUCUGAUGGUAAUCCCCUUUAUCAUCUGGCUUGCAAAAAGAUUCUUUUACUGUUCACAGAGCAGAAAGAGUGGAGUAAAUCAUAAGAAGGGAUGAGUGGAGUGAUAAAAGUUUUCUUUAUUAAAAAUACAAAGACCUUAAUUUUAAAAUAAAACGAUGUUUAAUACCAAUAAUAAUCAAGUAAAUAAAUUUACUAGCAAUAAUAAAGUAAAUCUAUUUACUAGCAAACCCCGCCAGGCGUUGUUGUGGCUCAAAAUGUA
Messenger RNA from Centruroides sculpturatus (bark scorpion), 3527 nucleotides. RefSeq lists its product as uncharacterized. The coding region runs from base 236 to 1513 and encodes 425 amino acids. NCBI's taxonomy places the organism in Eukaryota, Metazoa, Arthropoda, Arachnida, Scorpiones, Buthidae. The transcript is spliced from 7 exons. The record is from RefSeq and is a predicted model, not a curated record.